Messenger RNA from Prorocentrum cordatum, 396 nucleotides. The record is from the annotation of a GenBank genome assembly. NCBI's taxonomy places the organism in Eukaryota, Dinophyceae, Prorocentrales, Prorocentraceae.
GACGGGCUGCUGCGGUGCGGGCGACAUGGUCACGAAGCAGAUGUCGGUGCCCAGGUCUGGGACGAAGGGGCUCGAGGUGAGGCGACUUUCGCCUACGACGUCACCGUACUUGGAGAACGUGGAGGGCCGGAUGCUGCGGACGAUCGACGAAAUCGACUGGGACAAGCACCAACACACGUGCAACUACAACGACACUGAAUGGUUCUGCAGGCUGGGGUGGAACAGGAAGCUGGCCGACCAAGGCGUGCUGCAGGAGCUCUCGCCCAUGCAGCCGUGGCGUUACGCCGCGCGGCGGGGGGGGGUGGUGGAGAAGCCGACGGAGAAGAACGUGGGGAGCGUGGCCGUUGCCACUGUGAUGGGGCACUCGUGGGCCGUCACGGACGUCGUGAAGGAGGG